AUGGAUUUGAAAAUAGCAAUGAUCCUCCUAUUCCACAUGGUCGUUGGAAUCCUGGGAAAUUUCUCACUCAUGUACCAUUACACCAACUUUUACUUCCAUGGAUGCAGGUCAAGGUCCACAGACUUGAUUCUCAGUCACCUGACUGUAGCCAACUCCUUGGUCAUUCUCUCUAGAGGAAUCCCAGGGACAAUAGCAGCUUUUGGGUUGAAAGAUUUCCUUGAUGUUGGAUGCGAACUUGUUUCAUUUCUUCACAGAGUGAGCAGGGGAGUGUCCAUUGGCACCACCUGCCUCUUGAGUGUCUUCCAGGCCAUCAUCAUCAGCCCCAAGAACUCCAGGUGGGCAAAGCUUAAGCUAAAAGUCCUAAAGUAUGUUGGCCCCUCCAAUAUCCUCUACUGGAUCAUGCACAUACUGGUAAAUACCAUUUUUCCUAUUUACAUGCUGGUAAAGGGGAGUAACAAAACCCUAACCAAAAACAAAAAUGACUGGGGAUACUGUUCUGUUCCACUUCAUGACAAUGUUACUUUCACACUCUAUGCAGCAUUGAUAUCCUCCCGUGAUGUUUUGUUCUUAGGACUCAUGGCCUGGACCAGUGGCUCCAUGGUUUUCAUCCUGUACAAACACAAGCAGCGGGUCCAACACAUUCGUAGGAACAAUCUGUCCCCACAAGCCUUCCCUGAGACCAGAGCCAGCCAAAACAUCCUUGUUCUGGUGAGCACCUUUGUGCCCUUUUAUGCCCUCUUCUGCAUCAUUUAUGCUUAUUUGGCUGUUUUUGAUGAUUACUGUGGGUGGCUGGUGAACAUUUCUGCACUAAUCACUGCAUGUUUUCCAACAAUCAGCCCCUUUGUUCUGAGCAGUGACCCCCUUGUAUUGAAACUUUUCUGUGUCUGCUGUGGAAGGAAUACACAAUUUCCACCCCUUACUAAAAAAACACCAUUUGUAUAUUUGCACCAUGUUCAGUCAUUGAUGAACUCAUCCCUCACAGAAUCUUGA
This is a messenger RNA of Trichechus manatus latirostris (Florida manatee), 990 nucleotides long. RefSeq names its product vomeronasal type-1 receptor 2-like. Lineage: Eukaryota; Metazoa; Chordata; Mammalia; Sirenia; Trichechidae. Gene Ontology annotation, molecular function: pheromone receptor activity. Gene Ontology annotation, cellular component: membrane. The record is from RefSeq and is a predicted model, not a curated record. Gene Ontology annotation, biological process: G protein-coupled receptor signaling pathway.